Molecule: messenger RNA, 516 nt
Organism: Teleopsis dalmanni
Lineage: Eukaryota; Metazoa; Arthropoda; Insecta; Diptera; Diopsidae
Product: UDP-N-acetylglucosamine transferase subunit ALG13 homolog
Exons: 1
Coding region: 1-516 (171 amino acids)
Biological process (GO): dolichol-linked oligosaccharide biosynthetic process
Molecular function (GO): hexosyltransferase activity
Source: RefSeq, a predicted model, not a curated record
AUGGUUUUUGAAAUGAAGAGGGUAUUUAUUACAGUUGGUACAACAAAAUUUGAUGAGCUAAUAUCUGAAAUUAUAUCGGACAAAGUUUUGAAUUUGCUACAAGAAAAAGGUUGUUGCCAACUUACUUUACAAAUUGGUAAAGGCGAGAUCUUAAUUGACAGUAGAAAAAUACAUGAAAAAUACGGUAUUAAUGUGGAAUACUAUCCCUUUAAGUUUGAUGAAAACUCUACAGAUAUCGUAAAUGCUGACUUAGUUAUAGGUCAUGCAGGCGCCGGUACAUGCAUUGACAUACUCACAAAUCAAAAACCUUCUUUAAUCGUGAUAAAUGAGAAUCUUAUGAAUAAUCAUCAGACAGAACUGGCAAUAGAAAUGGCGGCUGAAGGAUACUUAUAUUAUUGUAAUGUAAAACAAAUAGCUAAAUCACUUGAGCAUUUUGACUUUAAUGCAUUGGCGAAAUUUGAACUCUCAGAUAAUGUAAAUAAGUUUGUUGAUUGCUUAAAUAAAUUUAUUCAAUAA